Molecule: messenger RNA, 424 nt
Organism: Fopius arisanus
Lineage: Eukaryota; Metazoa; Arthropoda; Insecta; Hymenoptera; Braconidae
Product: odorant receptor 82a-like
Exons: 2
Biological process (GO): detection of chemical stimulus involved in sensory perception of smell; sensory perception of smell
Cellular component (GO): plasma membrane
Molecular function (GO): odorant binding; olfactory receptor activity
Source: RefSeq, a predicted model, not a curated record
UUACUGACUUACUUCACACUUCUGAUGUCUUUGACAUUCAAUAUAUUUGUUUUUUGCUUUAUCGGUGAACUCUUGAAGGAACAGUGGAAUGAUACUGGAAAGUCAGCAUAUAUGGUCGACUGGCAUCGGAUGUCCCCCAGGAUAGCCGCGACGAUGAUGCUCAUCAUCGCUACAGCACAAGUGCCAAAAAAAAUCACCGCUGGAGGAUUGCUGGAUUUGACAUACGCCAGUUUUACAUCUGUACUUCAUCUGCAAUCAAUUCUCCAUCCAUCAUUUAAUUUUGAUACCUUUUCAGGUGAUGAAAUCAUCAGUCAUAUACCUUAACAUCUUGAGGCACAUAGACUUGUAAGAUUGAUUGAUUGCAUCAAAAUUGCCUUCUCCAGUGCUUGAACGUUAUACUUAACGCAUAAUUAUUUGUUCAAUC